UUCACAUGAUUCUUCUGUCCCUUUCUUUAUAUCUUUUAGAAAUCCUUGUCGAAUAUAUUCAUAUCUCUAUGUUCAAACUCUGUUCCCAUCAUCAAAAUGUCUGAAAUACAAGAUGCAGCAGCGUCAGAACCUUCACCAGAAAAGUCAACGCCCCUCCCAGCGCCCUCCUCCCCACCCCGCACUCCAUCAGUCGAGACUCUCCAGAGCUGGCUCCCCCUAUAUCUCAAGAAAGCAGACCUUACAAUAGAUCGCCUCUCCACGAUCCUUUCAACUCCCUCCGGGACCGACACCAUCCUCCUCACACUCGGCUACUCCAGCCUCCUCUGCUCCACGGUCCUCUCCUCCAUCUCCCUGCGGCGGCUGCAAAACAGCGCCCGCCAAUUCAUCGAGAAAGCCAUCUCGCUCCCCCCCAACACCGCGCUGAUAAUCGACACAUCUGCGAUCCCUCCCUCACGGCUCCUCAUCGCCGCCCAACGACUCAAGGCGCUCUCGAGCCUCAUUUCAGACUUCCGCAUCUUCGCUCGCCUGUGGGGCCUCAUAGGGAUCUGGAAAUGGGGAAAGAGCACGCUGGCACACCCGCCUGCGGAUCAGCUAUUGAGACAGAUAUCCUAUGCGCAGGUGCUAGUCAAUAUCUUCUACCAGUACUUGGAGAACGGCGCGUAUCUAUCCUCCAAGGGCGUGGUGGGCUGGAGCUCGGAGAAGCAAAAUAAAGCCUGGUUGUGGAGUUCGAGGUUUUGGAUGGCCCAUGUAGCCCUGGAUUUUGUGCGCCUGUAUCGGGAAUAUGCGCAGCGGAAGAGUCGAGCUGCGGGUGAGGUGAAGGAUGAUGCGGUUACGGAGCAAGGAGAGGCGGAGUGGAAAGCUAGGUGGAGGAAGGAGAUGGUGGUCAAUAUGGCUUAUGCGCCCUUGACGCUGCAUUGGAGUUUGGAGAAGGGCUUGGUUGGAGACUUCUGGGUGGGACUGCUGGGAAGUAUAGUUGGUAUCACGGGAUCGAGGGUUCUGUGGAAGAAUACUAGUAAGUCGUAAGGGCAGGAAUGCAAUAUCAGCUCUUCACUGUCGCUGGGACGGUAUCUUUCAGACUGUUGGCAAUAUUGUAAAUGUAGCAUGCACGGAAACGAACUCAAGGAUAGACAAAUCAAAAAUGGAGACAGUAGGUUUACUUGUCAUGUAAAUAUUAGGUACCUAGCCGUGGAUCAUAAUGGUUUCUUGG
Messenger RNA from Amorphotheca resinae ATCC 22711, 1207 nucleotides. RefSeq lists its product as hypothetical. Bases 97 to 1023 code for a protein of 308 amino acids. The transcript has a single exon. NCBI's taxonomy places the organism in Eukaryota, Fungi, Ascomycota, Leotiomycetes, Helotiales, Amorphothecaceae. Gene Ontology annotation, cellular component: peroxisomal membrane. The record is from RefSeq and is a predicted model, not a curated record. Gene Ontology annotation, biological process: peroxisome fission.